CCGCCCGAGUGAGGUCCGAGCGGACUCAGGGUUUCUGGUGUCAGAGAAGAUGACAGAGGAACUGGAUCACCUGGGACAGGACUCGGAUGCGGGUAGCGAGGAGAUGGUCCUAACUCCUGCAGAGCUCAUCGCAAGGCUGGAGCAGGCCUGGAUGAAUGAAAAGUUUGCCCCUGAGCUACUGGAAAGCAAGUCUGAAAUUAUAGAAUGUGUCAUUGAGCAGCUAGAUCACAUGGAAGAAAAUGUCAGGAGAGCCAAAAAGGGGGACCUGAAGGUCAGCAUUCAUCGAAUGGAGAUGGAGAGGAUCCGCUAUGUCCUUAACAGCUACUUGCGGUGUCGACUCCUGAAGGUUUGACAUGGAGAUACCUGUGGGCAUUAAGGCCGUGCAGUCUGUAGCAUGGACUGCAUGUCCUGGGGAGGAGUUGGGCUGGGGCAUGGCAGGGUCCAGGGCCUGAAGAUGCUGCUGAGAACCCAGUAACAGUAUAGCUGAAGACUAAGGAGAACAAGAGAUUGUUCUGGGGGAGUACAGAUAGAAUGUGUGAUCCACACCUCCUGGGACACCGUGCACAUUUUUAGUCUUUAUCUGCUAUGUGAACGGUGCCCUCUGGAGUUACAACACGGCAGAGCUGAGGGUAGAGUUGUUGGCAUUAGUGCAGUAGGGAGUACUGACUACAUGAGAACUAGCUUUAAAAAUUACUUUGCAUCUGCCAGACGGACCAUAUCAGUGUCAACUGGACCAUGGGAGCUUGACAUUCUACUAUAGCUCUGUGGCCUUGUAACUUAUAAAAAUGAAAUUGUUAAACAUU
Galeopterus variegatus (Sunda flying lemur) is the source of this 803-nucleotide messenger RNA. Its product is annotated as DNA replication complex GINS protein SLD5-like. Gene Ontology annotation, cellular component: GINS complex. The record is from RefSeq and is a predicted model, not a curated record. The transcript has 5 exons. Gene Ontology annotation, biological process: DNA-templated DNA replication; double-strand break repair via break-induced replication. The coding region runs from base 50 to 352 and encodes 100 amino acids. Lineage: Eukaryota; Metazoa; Chordata; Mammalia; Dermoptera; Cynocephalidae.